CCCAAAAAUUUAAGAAGGAAAGAAGCUUCCAAACGUGCCUUAAUGGUUUUUCGUUUUUUUGAAAUCAAGCCGGGCUCUACUCUUUCCGACAAUAAUUUUCUUGUUUCGUUAGCCCCAUUCCGAUCACUCGCCCUUUCACACAGACAGAGAGAGAGAGACUUUUAACCAUAAUCGCAUCUUCAUAUAUAGAAAGAGAAAGGGCAAAUUCGAGAGAGUGGAGAUAGAAGAGAGCGACUCAGAUUUCUAUUUCGCUUGAUGAGGAAUACGAUACUCAUGAUCCAAAAGGACAUUAUGGCAUGGUGCUAUCCUUUCUAAAAAAGAGGUCAAAAAUUAUCGAAAUAGUAGCUGCCCAUGACAUUGUCUUUGCGCUUGCACAGUCUGGUGUUUGUGCUGCAUUUAGCCGAGAGACUAACCGGAGGAUAUGCUUUUUGAAUGUCAGUCCUGAUGAAGUUAUACGAAGCUUGUUUUACAAUAAAAACAAUGAUUCGCUCAUCACUGUCUCAGUUUAUGCUUCAGACCAUUUUAGUUCUUUGAAAUGCAGAACCACAAGGAUUGAGUACAUAAGGAGGGGUAAGCCAGAUGCAGGCUUUGCUCUUUUUGAGUCUGAGUCUCUGAAAUGGCCUGGUUUUGUGGAGUUUGAUGAUGUAAAUGGGAAGGUACUCACUUAUUCUGCACAAGAUAGCAUAUACAAGGUGUUCGACUUGAAAAAUUAUACGUUGUUGUACUCCAUAUCAGAUAAAAAUGUUCAAGAGAUUAAGAUCAGUCCAGGCAUCAUGUUGUUGAUUUUUUCCAAAACUAGUGGCCAUGUUCCUCUUAAGAUUCUUUCAAUAGAGGAUGGCACUGUUCUCAAAACAUUCCACCAUCUCCUUCAUCGGAAUAGGAAGGUGGAUUUUAUUGAACAGUUCAAUGAGAAACUUCUUGUCAAGCAAGAAAAUGAGAAUCUCCAAAUACUUGAUGUCCGCAAUUCUGAGCUAACAGAAGUUAGCAGAACUGAAUUUAUGACUCCAUCAGCAUUUAUAUUUCUGUAUGAGAACCAGUUGUUCCUGACAUUUAGAAACAGGACAGUGGCUGUUUGGAACUUCCGUGGGGAGCUUGUAACUUCAUUUGAUGAUCACCUUUUGUGGCAUCCUGACUGCAACACAAACAACAUAUAUAUCACAAGUGAUCAGGAUCUUAUAAUUUCUUAUUGCAAAGCUGAUUCUGAUGAUCCAUUAUCAGAAGGAAACGGGUCUAUCAAUAUCAGCAAUAUCUUGACUGGGAAAUGCCUUGCUAAAAUACAAGCAAGCAACAGUUUUCCCAUGGAUGAAUGUAGUUGUAGUGGAUGUUGUACCGGAAGGAAUUGCAACUCCAAGAAGCGGAUCCGAGCUUCUAGGAUUAGAAGCACAGUUGCAGAAGCCCUCGAAGACAUCACUGCUCUCUUCUAUGAUGAAGAACGUAAUGAGAUCUAUACUGGUAAUAGGCAUGGCCUGGUCCACGUGUGGUCUAACUGAAGGUUGUAUCUUCCCUCGUGCCCUUUCAGAUUCUAUGAUUGUUCUUCCAGAUGUUUAAUUCAUUUUGCCUUCUGCUCCAGAACUACCUGGAACUGUACUAUUAAAAUGUUCAUUUAAUAGUUUGUGUUUUUCAUUGCUUUUCAUUUAUCACUUUUGUUUCUUUCUUUUAUUCUUUUUAGGGACGGUUUUUUCCCCUCCCUUUUCUCUUAAGUGAUUUCCCCCCUCUCCCUUUUAUGGGUAUUGGGGUCGGGCAUGUUAAAAUGUUCUUUCAUGUUGUAGAUGUGCUUUAUAACUUCAGGCUGUGCAGAUGAGCUGCAGGCAGAUAUUUGAAGUAAAUGAAUAGCUGCUUGUGGGCAUUUAACUUCUAAA
Messenger RNA from Camellia sinensis, 1859 nucleotides. The record is from RefSeq and is a predicted model, not a curated record. Lineage: Eukaryota; Viridiplantae; Streptophyta; Magnoliopsida; Ericales; Theaceae.